GACCGGUUGAGCCAGGUUAGGGCCGGUUCAAAGACGACCCCGUCUCCUCCGCAAAUCGCGAACUACCCUCCCUCUCAGCUCGCAAGAACCCAGGCGAAACCGCCAUCAUCCCGUGGCCCCUCUUCCAGUUCGCGAACUACCCCAGAUCUCUCGGCAGUUCGCUCCCCUCCAGGUGAUACGCACGAACACCCCCCCUCUCUCUCUCUCGCACUCUCUCAAGUUCGGAAAUCCCCUCCAAGCCUACAUCCAUCGCUCUUUCCCCCGUUGGCGUGAGCAGCCCCAGUCGCACCCUCCGAUUCCAGGCAGGCGGAAUCCCCCAUUCGCACACCUCCAGGCCGCACCUCCCUCUCGCGGGUCUCCGACACCGAUCGCUAGCCCUAGCCGCAGACCUCCACGGUGGACGUCGAGACGGCGAGAGAAGGCCUGCGCGAGAGGGAAGGGUCCGUUCGUGAUUCGCGACUGCAUCUGGCAUCGGGAGAUCUAGAUGAAAGGCUGGUUCCGCCCCUGACUCUACCUCGUCUCUUUCUAUCUGUUGGGGAAACCCAGGCCGAUCCCCCACAUAUCUCCUGCGACAGCCGGAUCGCGAUCUCCUACGGCGUGCGGGAUUUCGGCGGAGCCGAUUCGCAACUAUUGGUAUAAGAUGGCGUCAAACUGUUGCGUCCAGGAAUAUUCACGGCGAUAGAGGAAUAUACAGUUUAACGUCUUACCAUUGUACGAAGAUCCAGCACGCAAGCAACUCUACUUAACACAUAAUAUCCUAGCCUUACUCACAAAUCUUGCCAAAUCAGCAACAACAAAGCCUGGUGUGAACCUAGCUAUCUUGAAGCAGUCAAAUUUACCCCAAUUAUAACAUUACGAGUCAGCAUUGAUAAUAUUUUUGCACGCGCAUCUACAUCGGGGACACCUAAAGCUAUCUCUCUAUCAAAGCGCCCAAAUUUUCUUAGAGCUUGGUCAACUGCAUCGGGUUUGCUUGUAGCUUCAAUUACAAGAACGUAUCUAGACAUUCUAUAUGUUAUUUUUUCGGAUGCUUCUUUGCCAGAUGCAUUGCUCUCAGAAUUUGUUGUGACUCAUCCAUGCAAGUCAUAAGUUGCAUUACUAUUCUGCUUUUCAUCUCCCUAUGUAAGUUUUCCCUUUUGGAAGCAAUGACAUCUAUAUCGUCUAUGAAUAUAAUUGAAGGAGCAGUUUGACAUGCCUUGUUGAAAAAGCCAUGUAUGUCUUUUUCAGAUGCACAUGAAAUAAUCAUAUUUUUCAGUUAGUCAAGAAUAAGAUAUGAGAAUAAUAAAAAAUUAUUGAAUAAGUUUAAUUUAAAAUUCAAGAAUAACUUUCAAACUUGAAACCCACUUUAAAUUAGUGAGUUAACAGACUAACGACUUAGAUCAAUAAGUAGUCUACAUUUUUUCUUGUAUGGUUAAACUUCACUUAGGAAAUCCAAGUCGUUAGUGUGUUAACUCACUAAUUUAAAGUUGAUUUCAAGUUUGAAAGUUAUUCUUGAAUUUUUAAAUUCAACUUAUUUGAUAAUUUUUUAUUUUUUUCAUAUAUUAUUAUUGAUUAAUUGAAAAAUAUGGUUAUUUUAGGUGCAUCUGAAAAAAGCAUAUGUGACCUUUUCAACAAGGCAUGUCAAAUUGCUCCUUCCAUUAUUUUCAUAGAUGAUAUAGAUGUCAUUGCUUCCAAGAGGGAAAACUUACAAAGGGAGAUGAAACGCAGAAUAAUGAUGCAACUUAUGACUUGCAUGGAUGAGUCACAACAAAUUUUGAGAGUAAUGGAUAGUGAUUAUGGCCAAGAAGCAUAUGAAAAAAUAAUAGAUAGAAUGUCUAGUUACGUUCUUGUAAUUGGAGCUACAAGCAGACCCGAUGCAAUUGACCAAGCUCUGAGAAAACCUGGGCGCUUUGAUAGAGAUAUAGCUUUAGGUGUCACCGAUGUAGAUGCGCGUACAAAAAUAUUAUCAGUGCUGACUCGUAACGUUAGAAUUGAGGGUAAAUUUGAUCGCUUCAAGAUAGAUAGGUUAACACCAGAUUUUGUUGGUGCUGAUUUGGCAAGAUUGGUGAGUAAAGCUAGGAAUCUGGCUAUAAAGAGAAUAAUAGAUAAAAGGCCUCAACUUGGAGAAAAUGUUGACUGGUGGAGGCAUCUGUGGUUGCCUGAAGAAAUUGAGAACCUUAGCAUCACUAUGUUUAACUUUGAGCUGCUCAUAAAACUGGAUGGUGUUGAUCAACGACAUAGUGUUUAUGUCAUUGGAGCUACAAAUAGGCUUGAAGUGAUCGACCCUGUUAUUCUACAACCUGGUAGAUUUGGAAGGCUCUUUUAUGUUCCACUUCCGAGCGUUGAUGAACAGGGUUUGAUUUGAAAAGAACUUGCUCACAAAAAGCCUGUUUCUCCAGAUUUUGAUGACAAUGCGUUACCUCUAGAGAGGCUUGCAAGAAUCUCACUAGGGCUGAUCUUACAGCUCUGGUGAAUGAAGCUGCCAUGACUGCCAAAGAGGAGAAACAAAUGCAUGUGGACCAAGGGAUUUCAUAUGAUAAACCAUUGGUGAUCAAGACAUCGCACUUUGAGAAGGCUCUUGAAAAGAUUAUCCCAUCAGUUUCAGAGAAGUAUUAAAAAGAGAAAUAACUAGUACAUUACCUUUUUUAUUCAAAAAAAUCUUUGGAGCGUCUCCAGACCAUUCGUGUAGAGCUAAUUUAGUCUCAUAUUAUCAUGUUGUCCCAAUUUAGUACAUCGACUAUGCAAAAUUGAUUCAAAAUAGACUCUCAUGUUGUAAUUGUAAUAUAAAAUUGAUCACAAUUUAGUCCAUCAACUUUACAAAAUUUAGCACAAUUUAAUCUCAAAUUGAUCAUUUUGGAUUGAUUUUGUAUAGUCGAUGAAUUAAAUUGAAACAAUAUUAUGCUAUGGGAUUAAAAUGAUCGUAUACCUUCUUUUUUCAUUGUUUGUGGGCCUCUUAUGUUUCUCUGAUUUUUGUUUAUGUUGAUUUUAUUUGGCUAGCCAUGCUAAACCUCAUUACACAAAUUCUGAACUUGUUUUCCCUCCUUUUGUAUUUGUAUG
Molecule: messenger RNA, 3033 nt
Organism: Dendrobium catenatum
Lineage: Eukaryota; Viridiplantae; Streptophyta; Magnoliopsida; Asparagales; Orchidaceae
Product: cell division control protein 48 homolog C
Exons: 6
Coding region: 1562-2341 (259 amino acids)
Biological process (GO): ribosome biogenesis
Cellular component (GO): nucleus
Molecular function (GO): ATP binding; RNA binding; ATP hydrolysis activity
Source: RefSeq, a predicted model, not a curated record